AGAGAUUUCUAUUUAAUUUCACAAAGGGAGUGAUGAAAACUACUGAAGUUCUAUUGAAAGUGUAACAUGGCGCAGAGCGUUGACAAUCUUAUGCCAUGGACAGAUCCAGGUGUAAACAACAGCAUUGUGUCCAGCACAAUAAACUAUUUUGGUCAUGGCUUGUUGAAGCAGCUAGCUGACACCAAGCGACACCUGCUUCCUUAUGAUGCUAUGAGAGACAUUAACUACCAGUCUUUUAAAGCCAGAGCAAAGAAGCUUGUGGAUGUAAAUGAAAGGAAUCUAUACACCACAUCAGUUGACUUCAUCCUCAACAAUGCUGACUACUUGUUCACCCAACCUGUGGUCACAACUAAAAAAAUAGAAGACCAUUGCAAAUAUGGAUACAAAGAUAAAUACAAGUUUCUCCCACCGUUGGAGUACUACUUGUAUGCAAACGAAAUGAAUGAAGAAAUGAAGAAAAUGAAGGCAGUGCAGUUCUACAGGGACCUUGCGCGUGGAGACAUACUUGUGUGUCGAGCUCUGGCUGUGGGGCGUGGCAGCAAGUACCAGCCCAUGAGGGUGGUGUCGCGAGAUGCUGGGCCACACAUGCUCCUCAUAAAGAAUCUCCUCAUCAACGUUAACUUGGACAUAGCCCAAACAAGAGUGCCUAAAAUUGAUGAAGGAUCCAUCCCCAACACAUGGAUCAUCAACACGCUGGUCAGAGUGGAGGUCCUCUCCGUCAGACGUGAAGUUGGUGACGAGAACGCUGAGGUCAUUGUUGGCACAAUGGGCGAUACUCUGGUGGAAAAUAACAUUGAGAUUGGCCUUGGUAAACUCGACAGGAGUGAGCUGCCAGAAAUCAUCAAUGCCGUGGAGUCGUACACCAAAGAAAGUGUUGGCAGCUAUGACUCAAAUCUUCUAAAAAUGGAAUCCUUCCGUAACCCGCGCUGUGUCCAGUUUUUGUCAAAGCAGUUGAAACUCUCAUUCAAGAACACCUCGCUGAUGAGUUCACUAAGAGGACAGUUCCCAGAAAGCAGCUGCUACAAACAACUGCGGCGUCACCAGCUCAUGUGUUGGGCUCACAAGCAUGUAGCGGAUGGAGUAGCGCACUUCAAGAGAGGCGAACACAACGAGGCUUUCCAGCUUCUCAACAAAGCGCUUUCCAUCGACCCUGAGAACGUCGAAGCCUUCGUGGCAAAAGGAGCUUUGCUGGGCAACAUGGGCAACUUUGAGAAAGCUGUUGAAGAUUUUGAAAAGGCUUUAAAGUACAACCCAGAGCAUGGCAACGCCAGGAAAUAUAUUUGUGAAACUCUUCUCGAGCUUGGAAGACGGCAUGAGCAGGAAGGCAAAUUGGGUGCAGCAGAAAAAUGUUUCCAUCGCUCCCUGCAGGUGAACGCAAGCCACCAAGGCUCCAGAGAAGCCAUUGAAAAACUCCACGCUCGCGCUGGCUUUAAAAGCUCGCUCUCCCUUGACAUCAAGAAAGAAGAAGAUGAGCAGGAAGUGUUUGAAGUAGAAGACGAUAAACCUGCUGUACACGUGCCUGCCAGACCUGCCUUCAACGCUGCUGCUGCUGCAAGUUCAUCGAGGCAAUCCAUGGAAGAUUCUCUCAUGGCCUCUAAUGAACGGUUUAAAAAUCGAGAGAAAUCUUUAUCGCCUUUGGCUCAAAAGCUUGCCAUGCAAAACAACGCAUGGAAACCACCGGAUUACAUAAAGACGACUCAGUCGUAUGUACAGCCCCCGCAAACUGGUACCCAGUCGAGCGUAGCCGUGACCACUAGUGGGUCAGGAUCUAUUAAACAGGUUGUGCAAGAGACCAAAAAACGUAAGGACUCGGCUUGCGUCCUUCCAUUUGUGAUUGGAGCUAAUAAAUCAGCAGCUGCCGCUGCUGCUACAGCUGUUGCGACUGCUCCUGAUGGUGUGAUUGAAAAUAUUCCGCCUGAUCUUGUUGCAAAUUUGAAAAAAGUUUCAGCCAUUAAUAUACCUGCGACUCAAGCGAAUGUUGCCGCUGUUGAUUCAGUUGUGGGCUCCUCUCUUGGUGAACCUAAGAAGGUUGAUGCCAAGACGGUGCCCGUAGUAUCUAGUGUCGGGACUAAGACAACCGCUAGUGCUAGGUGUAUAUCUACUAGUUCUAGUGCCCCAGCUGUGAGUUCUAGUGAGACUAUCAAUACUUCUGCUAGUGGUGGUGGUGGUGGUGGUAGUGGUGCGGCGUCUGUUGCUGGUAAGAUCAUGCUUGACAAGAACUAUGAAAAUGCGAUGACCGUGAAGCCGAAAAAUCCUGAUGAAAUCGAAGUUCUGUCGCUUACAUUGAUCAUGCUGAGCAGAAAAUACAAAUCUUUUGGCAAUAUCGUCCGCGCUAGACUAUGCCUGGAGAAAUCUAAAGAACAUAACCCGGAUCACGAACCAACGCUCAAUGCUCUCCGAGAACUCGACGCUCGGUCGUCAAAGAAUGCGCCGAAUGUCGCGGGUCCUGAUAUGCCGCCUCACACGGUGCCUGCGCCGCAGUCUGCUCCUCCCAUGCCCAUUACAGGAAGCAUAGCUUACCCGAUCAGGCCUCUUAUGGACGUUUCUAUGCAAAGGUUUUCAGUCCCGCCACCGGGAUUUGUGGGCCCCGCAAGAGGGCCUCAACCUUACCAAAAUGUUGGGUAUCCCUCCAUGCCCGUGAGUUACGGCAUGCCUUAUGGCCCGCCGCCAAAUAUGGCUGGACUCCCUCCUAAUAUGACUGGAAUGCUUCACAAUAUGGCGGGAAUUCCGCAAGAUAUGGCUGGUCUUCCGCCAAAUAUGUCUGGACUUCACUCCAAUAUGGCUGAAUUUCCACCCAAUAUGGCUGGGCCUUCACCCAAUGUGACUGGGCAUCCUUUUGGCUAUGGGAAAUGGGGCUCUGUGAUGAAUGAAGUGCCUCGUGAAGCUCAGUUCGCCACGCAGCUUAGCCGAGAAGACCGGGAGUAUCAUGAGAAGGUCGACAGCUUCCUGAACAAACUCAUGAACCGAAACAAAAGACUUCAAAGUAACUCUUCGUCACGUUCUUCGUCGAACUCGUCGUCUCCAGAUUCGUCUCACAAACGUCCCCCCAGUUCAGGUCAUCGCAAGUCCCGUUCAUCUCGCGCAGACCGCAGUCGCUCACCGCGACACGACCGACCCUCGCGCCCCCGUAACCGUGAGCGAGAAGAAAAAGGCAUUGAAGUGAGACAGAAAGCCUCCGACCGACGGGGAAAAUCGCCCGAUAUUCGAGAUCGUGAGAGGCAUCAUUCAUCUGGUAAUCGUUCGUCUCAUAAUCGAGAUCAGCCUUCUAAAACCCGGGACGAACCGUCUAAGACCCGGGACGGGCCAUCUCAAACUCGGGACGGGCCAUCUCAAACUGGGGAUGGGCCAUCUCAAACUCGGAGUGGGCCAUCUCAAACUCGGGAUGGGCCAUCUCAAACUCGGGAUGGGCCAUUUCAAACGCGGGAUCGGCCAUCUCAAACUCAGGAUGGGCCAUCUCAAACUCGGGAUGGGCCAUUUCAAACUCGGGAUCGGCCUACUCAAAAUCAGGAUGAGCUUUCUCAAAAUCGGGAUCGGGGGUCAAAAUCUCGAGUUUCGCAAGAGGUCAACGACGAACUCAAGAUUGCCAAACGGGCUGAUCGUUCGUCUGAAGAUGACGAAACAGGAAAACCAAAAACGUCUUCUGAAAAUCGUAAUAAGAGUCGUAGCAAAGACGUUAAAAAGAAGCGGCGCCGUCAUCGGUCUAGCAGUGCUAGCCACAGCAGCAGUUCGAGUCGCAGCAGUAGCAGCAACAGCCACAGCAGCUCUGCAGGCAGCUCCAUUUCUGAGCGUAUCAAACGCAAGAAAAAGAAGAAAAAAGCCAAGAAACAACAGAAACCGCCUAAAAUUAGUCUCAAGGCACUUGGAUUUUCUGAUGAUCCGCAACUUCAAAGCCUCGAUAAAGAAUUACUCAAGAAAAUAACCAAGAAGAUUUAUCAGUCCAACGCACUUCUAAGUGACGUCAAAGAUUCCAAAAAGAAGAGGAAGAAGAAAUCUAAGGAGUCUGACAGUUCAGAUUCUGACAAAGACAAGCCUAGAAAGAAGAAAAAGACUAAAGACUUGCUGUUAAAAUCUAUUGAGAAAUACUUGGUCAAGAAAAAACCUGAAGACAUUGAUGAGACAGAGCCAGAUUGUUCGUUAAAAUCAGUUGAAAAGUACUUGGUCAAGAAAAAAGAUAUAACUCAGACAGAGCCGGACAGUACUGCGUCCUCUAAAGAAAUCCUUCAGUUGUCUUCGAAAGAAGACCUCAUAGCAAAGUAUGUCAAAAAGAAAGAUGCUCCUGCGGAACCCAUUUUGGAGGAGAAUACAGAACCUGAUAGAUCAACUCAAGAAGACGAACUACUGGAAUUGGCUAAGAAGUAUGUAAUGAACGUUAAUAAACGGAGGGCUGAUGCGUCCAUUGCGCCUCAAAAUGAUGCCACUAAAUCUAAAAAUCCCGAGGCAUCUAACGUCAAAAUCGAACGCAUGAUGCAGUUGUCUGAUCUAGAAGAUCUACAAAAAAAGCUUCAAAACUACUACUCCAAGUAUCAAGAUAAAGCAAAUGAAGGUCCAAAAUCCAAAAAAGACGUGGAUACUCCGGCUUUGGAGCUCACACCGUCCAAGUACUUGGUUUCGAAACCCAAACGAGAAUCGGACUCAAAAUCUCUGGAACUUAAUCCAUCGAAGUAUUUGACUCCUAAACUCAAACCGGAAGAAGAAACAUCAAAUCUGGAGUUAAAACCAGCAAAAUACCUUAUUCCGCAACCCAAACCAGAAGAAAAAACUUCAUUGGAGCUGAUGCCAUCAAAAUACCUUAUAAAGAAAAAUCCCGAUUCAAAGAUAACCUCUCCCCCGAAGUCCGUUAUCGAAAGUAAUGAGAUGUCUGAGACUUCCCUGGCAAACAAAGCGAGCCAACCUCUCAUCUCUUCCUGUAAGCCAGCCCUUAACUCGUCCGUUCCGUCUGUCUUCAAGUCCGCUCUUCAGUCUGUCAUCACUCAGUCCAAGAAAGAAGGAGAACCUCUUGGUCCACCUCCAACCCAAGCUAACAAAUGGUUUGACAAAAUUGAUCCAACCGCGUCAGCGAAAAAAUUCGACAUUCCAGAGCCUGAGCUUCCACCCAAAUCUGGAUUUAAGUACUCUUUUCAACCGGUAACUUCAGAGAACAUUACGCCGACGAUCAUAUCGAGUUUGGUAAACGCCGAUGGCUCAAUUUUGACACCGUCUGAGUUUAGGUCUGGAGCAAAGAUUAUAGCUGAGAAAAAGUUGCAGGCUGUGGUAAAUAAAGCUAAGAAUGUUGCUGAGAGUAUCAGUGCAAGUUACAGCUCUUCUUCUGAAACGCCCAAAAGGUCUAAAAAAAGACAUUUGACCAAAAACAAAAGUCGAUCACCAUCGAAAUCGGUUUCUAGGUCACCGCACUCGUAUUCGAGAUCAAGUUCACGUAGUCGAAGAUCGCAAUCACGAAAUCGUAGGUCUCGAUCUGUGUCUCGUGGUCGUAGAUCUCGAUCUAUAUCUCGUGGUCGUAGAUCUCGAUCACGAGAUCGUCGACGACGUUCAAGAUCGUACGGACGAAGGAGGCGCUCUAGGAGUCCAUUUAUUCCGCAACGGAGGUGGAACGUCGGCCGCUACCAGCGGCCCGAUUACCGUGACUACCUUCAUCGGAGUUUCAUUCAUGAUAACGAUCGUCGGAGAAAUAAACGUUCACGAUCUAGAUCCAACCCUCGCCGUGACUCGUCCCGAUCGCGAUCAAGCUCGUCUGAAUCAGGUUCCAAACGUAGAAAUAAAGUUGAAAAGAAGGAUUCCAAAGGAAACAAGGAUCCAAUGUUUGGUAAGUGGGCUGCUGAUGACUGUCCGGACAAGACCAAAUCAAAGCCUAAAGAUCCCGAACAAGUUUUGAAAGGAAUGGAGAAAUUUCUCGCCGAAUCCAAGGAGAAAAAGCUCCAAAUGAUCAAGGAGAGGAAUAUUCAGUUCCAAAAACCUCCUGGUGAUUAGUAGGGUUAGUUUCGUAUUCAAUUUUCGGUGUUUGUGGUGCUGAUUUUUGGAGUUACGACGGAGAGAAUAAUUGAAACUUUGUUUAGAAAUGAGCAGCAUUAGUUCAAGUCGAUAACUUAUGAAGUCUUGAAUUUGUUAACUUUUUUUACGUUUGAACAUCUUAUCGGAAUUAAAUUGCCAACUUCUGCCUCACUCCGGUAUUAAUUUCGCGUUUUGUAUUUAACUUUUAAGAUUAGUUCUAGAAAAGGAAUAUAUUACAUAUGAACUUGAUUAGUUUUACUCAUAGGAAUUGUUCCUAGUUUAACAAUCAAACUAAUAUAGAUCCAUCAUCUUCUGUUCCGUUGCACAUCACUGCCUCGAGUUCGCUCUUGCUUUGUUCCGACUUCCAAAUGUUUUUCGUUUCAUACGUUUUUUCAACUGAUUAUAUGUACGGAGCGAAUGUUUUCCCCCAUGUUCUCAAUGGUAAAUUCUCUGAACAGUCAUCGCGAAUUUAGAACUAACUUGAGGAAAUUCAUAAUCAAAGAUGUCUUUUCCAAAUUAAACAAUACUUUCUUGUAAUGAAAUGGAAUUAUUUGAAAUGUAUCCGGUUACCAGCUUGCUGUCAUAUUGUAUUACGAAUUUAAUUUGUGGUCGAACAUGGCUGAACUCUAAUGAAAAAUAUCUUUGAAAAUAUGGGGUUUCCGCACAGCGUAUUAUAUUUUCUUGCUUCCGAGAUACAACAGACGGAAGAGAUCCUGCAGCAUGUUAGGGAUCGAUUAAUACUAUUUGCUUUUGAUUACUUGUGCUAACGUGUUGUUUUUAGCGCAUAGAUUAACUGCUAAGUAACCUUAACCACUGGGAUAACAGCUGCCAAGCGAGCAAUGAGCUCUUGAUUCUUUCUAAUAAGACAUUUUUUUCGUAAUUUUUCGGCAUUUGUGUGGGUUUAUUGCAUUCAAGAAAAUUUUCAUUUAUAUUGUUUGUUCGCUUUAUUGGAUGAAAACCCAGAGGAGAAGCCCAUAUUGAUUUAAGUGUUUUGAAAGUAAAGAGUCGUAAGUGGA
Messenger RNA from Hyalella azteca, 7001 nucleotides. RefSeq lists its product as uncharacterized. The transcript has 17 exons. Lineage: Eukaryota; Metazoa; Arthropoda; Malacostraca; Amphipoda; Hyalellidae. Gene Ontology annotation, molecular function: protein binding. The coding region runs from base 67 to 5964 and encodes 1965 amino acids. The record is from RefSeq and is a predicted model, not a curated record.